Messenger RNA from Lymnaea stagnalis (great pond snail), 15931 nucleotides. Lineage: Eukaryota; Metazoa; Mollusca; Gastropoda; Lymnaeidae. The record is from the annotation of a GenBank genome assembly.
UCGGAUUAUCACAUCAAGACCUUUCCGUCGGAUUAUCACAUCAAGACCUUUCCGUCGGAUUAUCACAUCAAGACCUUUCCGUCGGAUUAACGCAACACGACCAUCAUCGGAUUAACACAUCAAUGCUGUCAUCGGAUCAGUCAGUGAUCAGAACGGCUUUCGUAUCAUUUAAAUAAGUUGUUUUUCAGGGGGGAAAUAACCUAAAACAAAAGUUCGAUAACUCUCGUUUAGGAUUGAACGUGGCCACAGUUUACGUGCUCUUGAUAAACGUGAAGCGUAUUUUUUGGGGUUGUCCCAACUAAAUAAGAGCCUAUAUCUAGGUUACUUUGUAUAAGAGCCUAUAUAUAGGUUACUUUGUAUAAGAGCCUAUAUAUAGGUUACUUUGUAUAAGAGCCUAUAUCUAGGUUACUUUGUAUAAGAGCCUAUAUAUAGGUUACUUUGUAUAAGAGCCUAUAUAUAGGUUACUUUGUAUAAGAGCCUAUAUCUAUGUUACUUUGUAUAAGAGCCUAUAUAUAGGUUACUUUGUAUAAGAGCCUAUAUAUAGGUUACUUUGUAUAACAGCCUAUAUAUAGGUUACUUUGUAUAAGAGCCUAUAUAUAGGUUACUUUGUAUAAGAGCCUAUAUAUAGGUUACUUUGUAUAAGAGCCUAUAUCUAGGUUACUUUGUAUAAGAGCCUAUAUAUAGGUUACUUUGUAUAAGAGCCUAUAUCUAGGUUACUUUGUAUAAGAGCCUAUAUAUAGGUUACUUUGUAUAAGAGCCUAUAUAUAGGUUACUUUGUAUAAGAGCCUAUAUAUAGGUUACUUUGUAUAAGAGCCUAUAUAUAGGUUACUUUGUAUAUGAGCCUAUAUAUAGGUUACUUUAACUCAUUGAAAGAAAUUCGGCUAAUUUGGAAAAAUAGCACCCUGGCGUCAUUUGCGUGUUUUCUCCCUGCUUCCGAUAGGGUCAAAUCCCUGAUUUCGAUAGGGUCAAAACCCAGGUUAGCGAUAAGUUUAGGGAAUCAGGUUAGGUUUAGGGAUACAUUUAGGACAUAAGUUCGUGGGUCGCGGCAACCAAGAUGGCGGCCACGGUGCCAUCUCUCCAAAUUUACCAGAAAUUCAAUUCUGAAGCUAAAAUUACAUUUUAAGCUUAUAAAUAAUUAUUGGGAGGAAAGCUGGUAUUCUCAAGAACAUAGGUAGCACUUGUAAAAAUUUCCUAGUCAUAGUAUCGAUCCUCAACAUCAUUGAGGCUGUUGACUGAUGAUUGCGGCAGUGUCAAAAUUGCCCAGCUUGGUGGUCGUUUUCUUAACGAAACAAAGUGUCCUCCAUUAGAUACAUCUACCCAUUAAACUGAUAACCGUGGCGAAGUUACCGAACUUACAAUAUUGUCGAUAGGAAGAGUGUAAAAGUUAAAACUGUUCCUUAAACAGAAUUCAAGACAAAAUACAGACUUUUUUGUGACUCCCAGAGAAGAAGUAGAGGACAAUGAGUAUGAGUUUCACAGACAAGUUUUCCGGUAAGAAUUUGGUGUUCAUUAUUUAUUAGACGCACGCGUCUGCAAUGUACCGCUCCUAAAAUAGUAAUACUCGCCAGUGCGCAAAGGACGGUGUGCAUACCACUGCACUAUCUCCGAGAACUGUGCGCAUGAGUGGGGUAUUACGUCCAAAUUUCGUUUGCGCUCAAAAUAGUAUGGUCUCAAUGUUGAAGUUUACUUUCUUAAAAGAUCAGCAGCUUUCUUUUGCCCCUUCUUUCUGGUGAGUAAUAUUAGCGAUAUUUAUAUAUAUAUAUAAAGCAUGUCGGUUCGCCUCCUCCCUCCCCUUCUCCCCUGAUAUCUUCUCUAUGCUAAUAUAUCUAAUCUAUAAGCCAAGCACAUCGCUUGGGGGAAAUCGAGACACACGUCGGGCGUUCAAAUCAAGCCAAAAAGUUUUGAGUUUUACAAGUGGCUCUUAGCACUGACGUUGUUUCCUCUGAAUGAGUCCACCAUAGAGGAAACAGUUGAAGGUAGGCUAUUAAGUUAGGAAGGUUGCAGCUGUUGAUUUUUUUACACCAAACCGAUUAUAUAUAUGCAUAUAUAUAUGUAAUUAGGUUACCAAAAUCAAUCAAUAUAUAUAUAUAAUCUAUUUGCAUUACAAAAUCAAUCAAUAUAUAUAUAUAUAAUCUAUUUGCAUUACAAAAUCAAUAUAUAUAUACAUAUAAUGUCGAUUCGUUUCCUUUAGAGUGUUGUUUCUUUUAACUGUGAGAGCCAUUGCUAGAAAGCCCCUGGGUCUCUGGUGGAGUAGAGGCUGGGAACACUUGCUGUAGAACAGUUAUAUGCAAAAACUUGUUUGUUAGUAUGGCGUCCAAUGUCAGUUUGCUAGCUUUUCUCAAAUUUAGUUUAAAAUCAUCAAAGUUGAGUUGCUUCCCGGUAAGCUACAGAACGGACACGUCUUUUUUGUUCGCAGCUCUAUCUCAAUGUUCCUUUUAAUUUCACUUAGUUGAUGGUACCUCCUCUUUCCUAUUCCAAAAUACAUGUGCAUGGUCAGUGAAGUAGCCAUGGUUAGUGCCACCCCAAGGUGGGGGUCAAGCUUUUUUCCGCCUCAUUCCACGAACGAAUUCUCCAGGCGGCCAAAAAUGCCGCCCCUCAAUAAAAUGAAAAAAAAAAGUUCCGCCAGGGACGGAACGCCCCACUUCGCAUAUCCGCCCCCACCCUUUUUUUUUCCUAGGCCACUGAGCCUAUUCUAAAUUGUUUCAUUGCUGUCAAAACCAAAAUUAGGACUACCCGGUCGUAUGAUAGAUCCAACAAUCGACGCGGAACUUCAUGGUUAUAGUUUUUUUGUUUUUUUUUUAAAUAAGGCUAACACAUAGGCAUUUCGACAUUUUUUUUUUUUAAAUUACCUGUAAUCUAAUUAUCAGCUUCAGGUGACGUGGUCUACCAGUCACGAAGUCUGGUACAGAGGGACAAAGGGACAACACGGCCGUCACGUUCUUCCCAUGACCUCUGUUACACGAGGAAUGAAAGUGUGGACGGAAGUGAUCAUUUCUGGCCGGCCAAAUCGUAUAAUGCUGACAGAAUUUACGAAUCGGUGACAUUGUUCAGAUUCGUGCGAAGAAAGUGGGGCCGGGGGUGGGGGGGGGGGGCGGGUGAUAGCGCGUUGUUUUUAAAAACCUAAUUGGAGCUUCAGAAAAAGAGUAGAAAAUAGUCAUGAUGCAAACCUGUACAAGUGUCAAAGAUAUGUAAACCUGUACAAGUGUCAAAGAUGUGUAAACCUGUACAAGUGUCAAAGAUGUGUCAACCUGUACAAGUGUCAAAGAUGGCUUCACGUUUUCCGCUCCACCCCCUCAUAACUCACCAGCUAUCCUUCUUUUGUAGAUCCUUUAUUAUUAAUUUCGCGUUUGUUCGUGUGUGACUCCAAAAUCUUCGGAAGGGUGUUGACAGACUUAACGUCAUCCCAUCGAGCUGAAAAUUUGUCUUGUUGCCGAUUGCAAUGUCAUUCUAUCAAACUAUCAGAGUUGUUGCGCGAAGCCGAUGACCAUGUUUUAAAUUCACCCCAGGCCGGUUGAGCCGGCUGCUGGUUUUACAUGUUGUCACACACGCACUUAAAACUCUGGUUGAGAACCUGACCUGCGGCCUGACAGGCCGUAAUUGUGUGGCUUCUUAAAACCAAAGCUGUCGCAGUGGCUUUACAUUAAGGCCUGUUCUUGGGUUUAUUAGGUAUACUUUUAAGUCUUUAUAAUAUAUAGUGUUUUUUUUUAACUGUGUUAACGUAGCUGAUGUUAGUUCUCUUUCAUUUUUCUUAAAUACGUUCCUUACAUCGGCCAUUCAGCUCAUCGUUCAGUGAUUCGUCAGUUUCGGAGAAGCAAAUUCUUUGGUGUGUUUCUUUCUAUUUUUUGUUUGGACGGUGUUUUCAGUGGCGAACCUUGACUAAAUAAUACCCGGGGCGAACUCUCAAAAUUGCGCCCCUCUCUCUUCCCCCCCCCCCCGUAAAUUAUCAGUACAGUGGAUCGUUGAUUUUCCGAAGGAUGAUUAUCAUAAUACUUUGUUUAUCCGAACCGUCCCUGUCUUUUAUAAUUAUUAUUAUCGGAUGCAUUGCGUAUGGCAUAGAUGAGAAACGAUUUUAAAAAAUAAUUUUCUUUAUUGAUCCAAAUAAAUGGAUUUUGUUUAUUACAUAUUAAUUUUCAGCACAUACUUAAUUUAUUACUUACAAAAACAUUUUGUGAAAAAAAAAAAAACUAGAUGAAUUUCAACACAUGACAUCUAGAGAAUUUCUCAGCCGCAAAAAAUAGGCGGCCAUAUUCACCCCUUCGACAGCUUCGCUCCUCCGCAGACGCGGGUAUUCUUUCUGUCCCCAAGACUCGCACAAAAACAUUCGGUGAACGAUCUUUCUCUUUCUGUGCACCCAAACAAUGGAAUUCUCUUCCAUUACACAUCCGCAAUAUACCGACCAUCACAACCUUCAAAACUGCACUCAAAACACAUCUAUUUAAACUCUACUAUCCUGCCUGAUUCCCACCUCUGACCGUAAAACGGUGGUACUGAGUGUCGUCCAUGGCUUGAGAUGUAAAUAGUUUUAUAUAUACAUUUGUAUUGUUUUAUUUAAUUAAUUGUUUCAGAUUUUUAUUAUGUUUGUUCAAUUGUAUGUACAGCGUGGUGAGCCCAGCCCUAGGCUGUAUGUGCAGCGUGGUGAGCCCAGCCCUAGGCUGUAUGUACAGCGUGGUGAGCCCAGCCCUAGGCUGUAUGUACAGCGUGGUGAGUUCAGCCCUAGGCUGGGGUACCACGCUAUAUAAAACCACGUAUAAUAAUAAUAAUAAUAAUAAUAUACCUUGAAACGUCACUCCCUUGGUGGCGUACUAAACUUUAUUUAGAUUUUGUAACCGAUGGUAGAUCAAGAUGUUAUAUUCCGACAGACUUGUGAACAAGAUAUUUUUUUAUAACUUCCGGUCCUAACUUUAAUGGAAAGAUUCCCCCCCCCCCUGAUCAAGGUGAGCUUAAGUAUCCGUGAUGAAGAAGGGGGGAAGAAUUGUCCAAUUAUUUUGUUCUAAACAGCAUUUUUCUUCAGAUAGUUCUUCAAAGGAAGGUAGUUGUGUUGGCGUGAUACUACUAGGUGUUUUGAUAUGCCUAUUUGAUAAGGCGUUGGAUAUCAGACGAGGUAGUCCUACACCGGCAAGUAAAACUUAAGUUCAGUAGGCUUCCAAUAGUAUACGUUUUUUAAGAUAAAAAGUAUUUGGUGCACUUUUUUUUUUAAUACAGCGAGCCACGUUUAUGCCAUGUUAGAUUAUUAUUAUUAAUGGUGAGGCCUAGGUACUUAUAUUUAAAUGUCUCUGCUUGCUCUAUAUGGUCUCACUGAAUACAAGUGAUGGUUGUAUUAAAAUAUAUGUAAGUAGGUAGAUAUUGGUAACAAUGAUGUAUCUGCUUUCUGAUCAUUUCUUAUUAAUUUCCUUCGUGUUCUUUUCUUUUUUUUUUAGAAGAGGGAGCAGGAAGAGUGUUAAGAGAAUCUUUGAUCGAAAAAUAAGAAACUUUCCAUUCUUAAAAUAAUUGGACUAUAUUUUAAGUUCUUUGGUCUAGCAAACUUGACUUAACUAUAACUUAAAGAUACGAAAAUGUAUAAAAACCUUCGGAUACAUAGAAAUCUACAUGUGCUUGACCGACUUCUCUAUUUUCUGCAUAGAAUGCAAUGCUCUGAAAAUGCCACUGUACAACCUCAUACGUUUAGCUGUCACUGACAGUAGGCCCUAUUGUUAUAUUAGGCAAUACAGCUUCUACAGUUGUCAAGGGUUCUCAGACCUAUUAUCAUCAGCAGUGGCACUACAGCCCAUGUAGGGCCCUGGUCUGCUCCAACACAUCCUUCCAUUCGGAGCGAUCCAUGGCUUUCCGCCUCCAUGGGUGAACCCCCCAACUGUUUCUCAGACCUAUUAGAUCGAAGUAAACCAUUGUAUCUGAACAAAAUACAUGCUUGAAAAACUGAUUAAAAAUUUUCUAACAAACCAUUAAGUCGAAUCAAUGAUGACAUUUUGAUUGUUUGACAAAAAAAGCAUCAAUCACUCAAAGUAUCUUUGAUACCACCUUGGAGCUUAGCUUUAAAAACUGUUAAAACAUUAUGAUUAUGCCAGAAGUUACUGGUCUCUGAUUUGCCUCCAGCCCCCCUUUUUUUCUCAUCGUAAAGUAAAUUAGAUCUAUCCGUUUAUGUAUAGACAUAAAUAUUCGCUGUUAACAUCCACGGAAAAAUUGAAUUAAGUACUGCCCAUUAUUUGUUAGUACUACUGAAAACAGGAAAUCGAUAAGUAGCCUACAUCAAAUUGUGUUUCAGUUUCUGACUGAAGCGAAUUCUAUUUUCUUUACAUUAUUUUUUUAAGAAAUGCAUUUAAGUUUGUCCAGCAUUUCCAAUUCAUUAACAAAUUUAGUUCAUUUGAGCUCAGUCUGGUGGUCACAUUUUUGUAAAAAUUUGUUAGGAAGCAGUUUAUUUUGGAUGUAAAUCUAUUUAUAGAAUAAACAUAACAUGGGAGGAUUUAUCAACAUGUGGUAUAGCUAGGGUUGCCAUAUCUAGCCUGGACAUCGUCGGGACACUCUGGAAUGGGGGUGUAGAAAUGAAGUAAAAAAAUGAUUUAAUAUAAUUAUUUAUAAGGUCCAUAACGGAGACAGUUCCGAUAAAUCGGGACGGAUGGCAACCCUAGGCAGGGUUUCUUUCAGCUAUAUCUCCAGGGGGGGGGGAGCACUGUCCCCCGGGGAAAGCCAAGUGCCCCCCCCCCGGGCGAAAAUAUGUCCAACAAUAAAUCAACUGGCACCCCCCCCAAAAAAAAAAAUCUGAAGUGACCGCCCCAUCUGUGCAUAGGGUUUCAGAGGUCCAGGACAACAAAUGUUUUUGUUUUGUUGUCUUUUUUAAUAAAAAAAAAAACACUUCCUUCCUUGUCUUACCCCCAUGUGCAAUGAUUUCAACAAUAUCAUUAUGGUUCGCGAUGAAUUUAUUGCGUCACAAAAUGGAUGUUGCCAAAGAAAACGUGUUCAUUUUUUUUCGAUUUAAGUUUUUUUUUUUAAACAAACAAUUAUAUGUAUUAAAUUUGUGUUACGUAUAUCAGCAAAACAACAUGAUUGAUUUCUAGACAUUAACAAUGCGGCAAGUCUAGACCAAUAAAUAUGUUGACCUGAUGUGUGUGUGUGUGUGUGUGUGUGUGUGUGUGUGUGUGUGUCAGUUUCAAGCCACUGUCAUUGAAAGUAGACACUGUCAGUGACAGUCUCAAUGUAAGUCCUGAUCCAAAUAAUCAGGCUUACACACAUACACACACACACACCCUCACCCCACCCCUUCCUUCCUCUUGUGAGCGUUCCAAGAGGAUCUGACAGAGUUGUCUUUCGUUUCUGAGUAGCCUUGCCUCCCACAGUUAAUGAAAAUGCACCAUUACGUAAGCAUUAAGUUAUAGGGUCUAAGUUAUCAACAUCAACAGAACCGUUGAAAUUCCUUCACCGGGUAAAACAUAAAUCAUUGAAGUCAGCUUGGGAACCUUGUCACCCCCAAAAAUAGUUCACCUGAUGGCGUUGGAGUUUCUUCUCUGCUCCCACACCCUACACGGCCUUCCCCCACACCCCCCCACACCCCCCACUUUGCUGCUUCACUUGCUCGACAACAUUGUUUGUCCGGAUCUUCUGCCCCGUCUGGACUAUCUCCCCUUGCCAGUUUUUUGUAGCGCUGCUCUUCUUAAAUUUUUUUUUUUGUUUUCUUGCUCCAAUAUCCACCUUUCUUUUCUCUCCCCUUUUCUCUCUCUCUCUGUCUCUCUCUCUCCCCCUUUCUUUUUCUGAUCAUAUCUCUUUUUCCCUAUCACUCUCUUUCUCACUAGCAAUCUCUUUCUCACUUUUUAUCUCUGUCUCUAUCUGCCUCCCUCUAUUUAUGUCCUUUUCCCUCUUUAUCUCUUUGUCAUUGUCUGUCUUUCUCUUUGCCUCCCUUUCUUUCUCUCUCUCUCUCUCUCUCUCUCUCUCUCUCUCUUCUGAUCUUAUAUCUAUAUUUUUCCCUAUCGCACUGACUUAGCCUUCCUUUCUUUUUCUUUUUUCUCUCUCUCUCUCUCUCUCUCUCUCUCUCUCUCUCUCUCUCUCUCUCUCUCUCUCUCUCUCUCUCUCUCUCUCUCAUUCUCCAUCACUAGAUCUACAUUUCACAUUUCUGUGUGCAUCUUUAGAUUUGUUGUCGCGUGCCUCUUGUUUGUUGUCGCGUGUUUGCGCAGAUUACUUUGAGAUCCACUUGAUCUUUGUGGGCUGGCCAUGCAGAGCUCAUCUCUGGCCAUUAGGUCUUUCCCCGCCCUCUGCUGGCAAAGCAUGUCUCAACUCCCGUUCACGGAGAACCCUUUGUAAACUGUGCCAGCAAAGUAUCCCUACAUUGGACACAAGCACGUUUACUAAAUUUUCACCCAAAAGAACACACACAAAAAGCAUACAUUUAUUGAAUAUUUUAUUGGGACGUGAGAAAAUACCUGUCAACUUACGAAAUAAAAUUAUUUGUUCCCCAAAUAUAGCUGAUCAUGGGCGCCCGCAGAAAACUUUCUAGGGAGGGAGGGGGGGGGGCACAAAAAAUCGAUUAACUUUCCAGGGGGGGUUGAAAAUUUUUAGUAAUGAUUUAAUGUAGUUUUAAUUUCCUGUAGCGUAUUUGUAUGGUGAACGAACGGACAUGACGUCAGCUUAGUUACUUUCUCUUUAUUUUCUCUUUACUUUCAUACUUUUUUUGUCUAUUUUUGUCUAAAAUUUUUUUAUCCAAUCGAUUCAGGGGGGGGGCAAGUGCCCCCCUUGCCCCCCCCCCUACGGGCGCCCAUGUAGCUGAUGCAAUGUAUUGAUGCAGAUUUUAAACGUGUACACGUAUUUUAAAAGGUUAGUUACUAUUAUUUCACUGAAUGCUCAGAUCUAUAUUUAUCUCGAUUUAAUUUCUUGCAAACUAGUUAUAAAGAAGAAAAAAAAAAGAAUUGUUUUAGAGAAGCGUUGAGACGCAGGCAGCGCAGAAAACAUGUCAAAAGCGCAAUGCAAAGAUUGCCGUGGUAUUUUUUUUUUUUUAAAUUACUCAAUAAAUUCAGACGAAGCACAAAGUUAAAGCAACAUAUUCCAAGAUUUUGAUCAAAGAAUGUACCUGUAGCUAAUGUGAUUCUUUCGCGUGAAUUCGACUUCAGCUCUCUAUUCCCGAGUAGCGAAUUGUAAUGGCAACGGCUUCUUGCCAAAGUCCGGCAAGACUGCCCUCAUUCAUUUCGUCUCUCUUGUCAAAAUAACAUUAAAAGUUUGCAGUGUAAACAUCAAGAGAUAAAUAGCUUCAAUCUUUGCCGCUCUAAAUUUUAAAUUAAUAUUAUUUCGGUAUGUUUGCCGCACUCUUUCUCCGAAUAUUUAAAAACAAAACCAAAUCAUGUUUCAAUCUCGUAUCCUCGUUAUUUUCUGAUAGCUAUAAAGUUAUUCCUAUGAGCCGAGGAUUAAACAGCACAGCAUUGUUGUUUCAUUUUUGUUUGUGUUGUGUGUGUGUUUGGUUGGUGCUGCAACAGGACAGCGUUGUUACGUUGAGACACUGGCCACUUGCUCGUCCUUCCCGUCUGAAGUUUGCCGUAACAUAACAUUUUGGUGUGUUCAAUCAAAGCUCUGUGCCCAGGGGGGCCCAAUCGAUGGCAUCUUGUUUUGGUGGACCUUGCAGACGAUGAGAAAAAAGCGCGGUAAGAAGCUUUCAUCACCUUAACUUCAUUCACCUGUCUUUUUAGAUAUAGGUGUCAUCAUAGCUCUUAGGUGUCAUCAUAGCCCUUAGGUGUCAUCAUAGCUCUGAUGUAAGUCAAAUUGUGAUUUAUUUAGUUCAACAAAUUGAAUACUUUUUUAUUUAAGGUAAAUUAUUUAUGUUACAUAGAUUAAAUGAAAUGUUUACGUGUGUGAAAUCAAAAACUCAUUUUAUAAAAUUUUAAUUUCAUCUUUACAUAUAAUAUAUUUAUUCAUAUAUUAUUUAUCAUAUCAUUUAUAUGGCUUAUAUUUGUUGGUUCAGGUUUUUCCAACCUUUCUUAACUGUGCAACCCCUAUGAUUGUAUGACUAGGUCUCGCACCCCCCCCCCAUGAUUGUAUGACUAGGUCUCCCAACCCCCAUGAUUGUAUGAGAUCGGAGAGCACCCCCCCAUAGUUGUAUGACUAGGUCUCGCACCCCCCAUGAUUGUAUGACUAGGUCUCGCACCCCCCCCCCAUGAUUAUAUACAUAUAUAUCUAGAUACUUCUUUAAAAAUUAGGAAAGUCUGUCCAAUUUACUAUUUCCGAAAUGUAAAUUUAUGUGACUUGGAAUAUUUCUGUAAUUUAUUUUUUGAGGAAGCAAAACAUAGAGACCCGAUUCAGUUACAUACGUAAAAAACCUGAAUUUUUAGUUGAUGAUGCUUCGCAAUAGCGUGUAGAAAGAAGUGGAAUAUGCCUUUCAUUAUAACUCCGGAAACACCGGGUAAUAUCUUCUAGUGUAUAACAUACGAUAAGAUUAUUUUAUUGAUACAAAUAAAUGAACAUUUUUCUUUUAUUACAUUGUGCAAAACAGUUUCAGCACAUAGAUAAAUAUAAUGACAAGGACGAACUUUUUAAAACUAGAACAAUUUUAAUGCAAGAGAUUUGAAGUAUUUCUCAAAAGCGAAAAUCAGCCGUCGUGGGCCAAAGAACUUCAAUCCCUUAGUGACAGUAUAAAAUUUAAGAGUGAUGAUUGAGAUUUUGUAAAAAUUGGGCAAACGCGCGUAAAUUAUGAUAGCUCGGAGGAAAAUAAACAAUUUUUAUAUGUUUCAGUCCUAACAUCUUUAGCUGAUGUUAAGUAUCUGCAAUCUGGGAGGUGGGGCGUAUCUUACAAAUAUUUUUAGUUUUAUCCUUUUUUUUUUUUAGUCUACAAAUGCAAAUUGCUUCGAAUAAUUCUUCAAACGAUGGGGUAAUUUUGUUUGAAGGAUAUUUACUUGCUUUUAUGGUGUCUAUUUAAUUGGUGUUUGCCGAGAUACGAUGAAUUCCCACAACAGCAGAUAAUGCUGAAGCUCUUUAGGCUUCUAAAUGUUGCAUUGUAGAAUAAAUUUAAAAUGUAAGAAGUUGUUGUUGUUUUUUUUGUUCGACAAAAAACGUGUUUGGUUCAUUGUUUAAAAUAAAAUUUGGCCUUUGUCAUUCCACGUUAACUGAUUAACAAUGGUCAAACCUACAGAGGCGUGGCGUGGUGGGGGCAGGGGGGACAGAUGUCCCCGGGCCUCAUAUAGUUAGGGGCGCCAAAAUGUGCUUUGAUAUUAUUUUAUUGAUGAAAAUAAUGGGUUUGAGAGUUGAAAAAAAAAGAAAAAGGGGCGCUAAAAAUGGAUCUUGUCUCCGGGCGCGAAUCUUGUCCUCCGGGGUGCCAAACACCCUCGCUACGCCACUGCAAACCUAGGUACGCAUAUGUCUCUACUUGAUGUGUACUGCGAUUGUUGUUAUUAUUGCUAGAUCUGCAAUUCGGUGAGCCUCCCCCCCCCCCUCCACGAAUAGACAAAACAUUUAAACAUUUAUUUCAAAUAACAUUAUUACCCAGAAACCCUUACCUCUUUAGUGUCCUGCGAUUGUUGUUAUUAUUGCUAGAUCUGCAAUUCGGUGAGCCUCCCCCCCCCCCCUCAACGAAUAGACAAAACAUUUAAACAUUUAUUUCAAAUAACAUUAUUACCCAGAAACCCUUACCUCUUUGUCUUUUCAUCCCCUUACGAUCACUGCCAUACGACCCAUCGUUUUUUUUUUCCCCCAGACACCAGCACACGACAAGGCAGCGAGCUGGCUACCACAUACUUCUCCUACAGUGGACCUACCGCCCUGGACACCAGUAUCGUGAGCCCCGUCCCCGGGCCUGGUAGUCACCAUGGUCAUAACAGUAGGAAGGCUUCCAUCCGCUCUUUUUAUAGGUGAUAAAAAAAUAUAUAUUUAUUGGACAGAUUCAAAGCAUACCAAAAAUUUACGAAUUCAAUCCAAGAUUACCAAAGUGAUACAGAUGCAAUCCAAAUUAUACCCAAAACAAUACGAAGUUCAAUCCGAAAUAUACCUAAAGUGUACAAAGUCAAUAUAAAAUAUACAAAAAGUAUACGGAUUAAAUCUAAAAUAUACCAAAAGUAUAAGAAUUCAACAUAUUUAAAAAUGUACCCUGAUUCAAUUUAAUAUCGUUAUCCCAAAUAGUAUAAGUAUUUACUCAAACAAUAAUAAUUUUAUUUUUUGAUGGUCUACUAGGUUUAAGACUGAGAUGCAUAGACAGAGAUCGUUAUGAUAACCUCACCAUAUAUUUCAGCAUCUCUCAACCCAGUCUAGGUCAUCGUGUGAAAGAUAUACAACUUUAACGAGUCAAGAAUCGAGAAAACACAUUUUGUGGAUCGCAAUAUUUUUUUAUUUUUUUUUGGGGGGGGGAGGGGGGGGGAUAAAAAAAUAAUUUUGGGGGGACAAAAUUUUCAAACUAAUAAUUGUCAAAGAAGAUGAAAGUACAAGUCCAAAGUCACAUUGGGUCAAAAACACAUUCACUAAACGAACAUACUUUGCCAAACGGUUAAAUUGCUAGUUUUAAUUUACUUUUUUAUUUUUGGAAUAGUAAUUGGAGGCUUGUAUUAGUACAUAAUCAUAAAUUGUUUAGACUUUUUUUUUUCUUUUCGAUUUCCUUCAUACUCCCACUCCUGUAAAACUCCAUCUGUUGUCGUUUCUCAGCAAACAGCUUCAUGCUCAUAUUUUCUGCCACAUCCAAUGUUUCUAUUUUUCUAGCGACAGGGGAGGAAAUGACGUAGCUGCAAUACCAGUGAGGAAACACUCACUCUCGGGCUCGGAUGGCUUAGUGAUUGUGGCUCCCCCCUUUCCAGGUUACGGCUACCCAGGAUUUACACAAGUAACGCCACAGUACAUUCCCUAUGAUCCCACGUUGGGAUUACCCUCGGACAAAUCUCUGGUAGGUUGGAAAGUGUGUGUUGUGUCUGACGGUGGUCGGUGGUGUGUGACAGUGGGAGGUGAUGUCUGCCAGUGGGAUGCGUUGUCAAACCGUGACAGGUGGUGUCAGACAGUGACGGUCGGUGUCUGAUAUCAACAAGUGAUGUCUGACAACACCGGGUAACAGGUUUUGUCUGAAAGUGACCGGUGACGCCUGUCACAUCUGUCCUAAUUGGAAGUGUGCCGUCUGACAUAUUUGGCCAGAUGGAAAUGUGGUGCAUUCAUUUUGAGCCAAAUUGAAAAUGAGGUUUCUGAAAAUGGAGGAGCUAUUGAAGGCAAGGUGUAUGACAUACUGGGCCAAAUUUGAAGUUCUGAAGUGUAGUUUGUUGCAUAUUUGGCCAGAUCCGGAGAGUGGUGUCUGACAUAAUUGGCCAGGACGUACCUGUGAUGUCUGAUAUAUGAGGCGAAAUUGGAAGUUUAGGGGUCUGACAUUUUUAGUAACUGAUAUCAAGGGAAAUGAACACCUGAAACUGAGGCACCAUGCCCAGCGGGGGGGGGGGGGGGGGGGGGGGGGGGGGGGGGGGGGGGUUAGCGGUUUUCUGGUAAGAGUCAGUUGCAGAAUUAAUAUCUAUCAGGAGAUCAAGAAGUGCUCCCUCAUACUCAUCAAAAUAUUGGACCAUUUGCAGUCGUACAAGUCACUUAGGGGUCGUCCAUAAAGUAUGUCAUACUCGGGGAGGGGGGUGUGCUAAAAAGGUGUGACAGUUGGUGACACGAGGGGUGGGUGGUUAGAUCAUAUUAUUUAUCAUACAUAUAAAAAGCUGAAAUUGAAAAGGGAUGUUUAACUUUCUGUUGUGCUGGAUGUAUUCUGACAGAAGAUGUCACUUGGUAAUGUCUUAUUUUAAUGGUCAAUUGUGUUUGAGAUUAAUUUUUAAUUAGCUGUUAAUGUUUUAAAUUAUUUUUUUUAAAGUGUGACGUAUUCGAAUUUGUGACAAAUUGUAAUGGGGGGGGGGGGGGGUAAAAAUAUGGUCAAAAAUAGCCUGAAGUACUUUAUGGACGGCCCCUGGGUCCCUUUCUCAGUCUUAUUUUAAUGGUCAAUUGUGUUUGAGAUUAAUUUUUAAUUAGCUGUUAAUGUUUUAAAUUAUUUUUUUUAAAGUGUGACGUAUUCGAAUUUGUGACAAAUUGUAAUGGGGGGGGGGGAGGUAAAAAUAUGGUCAAAAAUAGCCUGAAGUACUUUAUGGACGGCCCCUGGGUCCCUUUCUCACAUAGACAAUUUUAAGCAACCAAGAGCAAACAAAUAAGAAUACUACUCUUCUUGUAAUAAAGUUUGUGAACUAAUUAAUUUUCACUGUUAUUGACUAGCAUAAUUUUAGCAAGAAAAUAACUUGCUUUAAACACGUGACUUCAAAUCUGUAAUCUAAGUAUCACGUCUGACAUGCGAUCAAAUAACCGAGCGUGCUUUAUGGACGCUGUGGUGAUGAUGGCGUAACAGCUUAGGCAUUGGAAUUAUCCUGGGCAGUGGAUUCGGCACCCUGGACAUGUCCAAACCCAAAAUCUGACACCAGGACAGAAAAUUUUGAGUAGGAAAAAAAACAAGAAAUCAGUUGAGUGCAGGGUCCCCCAAGAAAAUGUUAUGCCAGGGGCCCUAAACAAGCUUGAUUCCCCCUGCUGUCGCUUGAAUUCCCUCCUUAGCUGAAAAUGGCUAACGCCUAACGUAUACUGUAGAUGAAGGCGCUCAUUUAAGCCCCACCCCACCCAACCGAUGUCUUUCAAGUAAAAACACAUUUUAAAAAAUCAAUAAUGUAUUACAUGACACUAUCAAUAUAUAGCUCAUCUUCUCCCCCCCCCCCUUUUUCUACCCUCAUUUCACCUGUCAAACAGAGACGCCGUCAUGACAGCAGGAAUCCAUACGAAAAUCUCCAGCACCUGAGGAUGAGGCAUUUCAUCAUCUUCACGGCCAUUUUGUUCCUGGUGGCCCUGAUCGUCGUCAUCUUCAUAGCCGUCUACUUCGGACACGGGUUUGAGCCCAAAUCAAACACUUAGCCUUCACUUGUGUAAGAAAGUCUCUAUAUGUAUAUCAACACGCAUACACAUGUAACAAAUAAGCUUACUUCUGUAUUUUAUAAAUGAAACGUGUUACGCCAUCGGUUUAGUGAAUGCAGCUGCACACGCCGAUCGCACGCGGCUUUAAAGUCUUGCACUUGUGCCACCACAGUGCACGCUUGUUCAUCAUCAUAUGGUUUUAAGAGUGUAGUUUGAAAUUCAUUUUGUAAACUGUUUGAAGAAAAUCCCUGAGGAUGUUGAUUCAUGUAUAGAGUUAAAAAGAAGAGCUUCUUUUUAGUACUAAAACCUUCAUGUCUAAGGGUUCCCACAAGGGUGUCGGUGCAGAGGCGUAGCGAGGGUGUUUGGCGCCCGGGGACAAGAUUCGCGCCCGGGGACAAGCUCAAUUUUAAAGCGCCCCCUUUUCUUUUUUUUUUCAACUCUCAAACCCAUUAUUUUUACCAAUAAUAUAAUAUCAAAGCACAUUUUGGCGCCCCUAUCUAGCCCCCCCCCCUGAGCCCUCCACUUCGCUACGCCUCUGUGUAGGUGACGUGACCGUGAAUGUGAAAUAGUCUGGUAUUUUAAAAUAUUUUUUUUUUAUCGAACGCUGUUAUUUCUUUUUUUUUUCAACUCUCAAACCCAUUAUUUUUACCAAUAAUAUAAUAUCAAAGCCCAUUUUGGCGCCCCCAUCUAGCCCCCCCCCCUGAGCCCUCCACUUCGCUACGCCUCUGUGUAGGUGACGUGACCGUGAAUGUGAAAUAGUCUGGUAUUUUAAAAUAUUUUUUUUUAUCGAACGCUGUUGUGCUGAAUUUAACCUAGAUGGGUGUGAUGUAUGAAGAUCGUGCAAUGCAUGAUGGAACCUGAUACAGUUAACUCACUUCCUAGUGUUAAUUCUUAUAAUGAAUGAAAAUCUUAAUUAAGCUGCUUUAAUACCAUGAGGUAUCAAAUCAGUGAUCCUCAACUCAUGGCUUGAUGGAACUGUUCAGCCAAUAUAGCCCUUUUAUAAAACAAAAAUUGUGGGAAUCUCUGGUCUAAACAGUUGGACAUGAUCAACAGACCGUGACACAUUGAGAGCGCUAUCAUAAGU